AUGUUUAAAUUUUCAGGAGUCUAUAAAUUUCUUCAAAGAAAAUUUUAUGAUUUACUAUCACUACAGUAUUCAUUUUUACUCAUAAUUAUUUCUGGAUUUCUUUUUCUCAUAUCUCUUAUUCAUUUCGGAGAGACCUGGGUGGAUUGGAGUAGAAAAAAAUAUGAAUCAAUGUUUAAUUCUUACAGUGAUAAUAUAGGUGAAAAAUCAUUUCACGAAAAAUUAUGUCAAAAAGUUCCUAUUGAUGUUGUUUAUACUUGGGUUAAUGGAUCUGAUUCAUUAUUUCAAAAAAAUAUAAAUCAAGCAUUGAAUAAUAAUAAUGAUAAUGAUGCACAAGAUAGUUCCACAAUAAACGAAACAUUUAAUUCUAGAUUUGAAGAUAUGGAGGAACUCAGGUAUUCGUUAAGAUCAUUAGAAAUGUAUGCACCUUGGGUUCGCCAUGUUUAUAUUGUAACAAAUGGUCAAAUACCAUAUUGGUUAGAUUUGGAUAAUCCAAAAUUAUCUAUAAUAACACAUGAGCAAAUAUUUUUAAAUCAUUCACAUCUUCCAACAUUUAGUAGUCCAGCCAUUGAAAGUCACAUACACAGAAUUCCAGGUCUAUCCGAUUAUUUUCUUUAUCUUAACGAUGACAUAAUACUUGGAAAACAAAUAUGGCCAGAGGAUUUUUUAACGGAAUCAGAAGGUCAAAAAAUUUUCAUCACGUGGAAUUUACCUGACUGUUCGUUAACUUGCACGUGGAGUUGGGUCGGUGAUGGAAGUUGCGAUCCUCCUUGUAACAUAGAACAAUGUUCUUACGAUGGCGGAGAUUGUAUAAAUAAUAAUAAUAAUAGUAACAGUUACCCGAAAUACGAUUAUCAUCAUCAAAUGAGCGGUUUAAUAUACGACACGAACGUUGAUAAGGAAGAUGAAAAUGUGAUAAGGAUAGUCGAAGAACAAUACGAAUCGUUGAAAAAAACAAAAGUAAUAGAAAAUAGUGAAAACGUUACGAACGUAAAUGAUUCGUUAAUAACAAAAAGAAAUUUACUCCAAAUAUUCAAUAAUGAUAGUUACACAAUGGACGAAAUGAAUCAAAUGUCAUUAACAAAAAGUUUAAAUGAAAAAAUAAUGAAAACGAAUGAUAAUAAUAAUGAUAAUGAUAAUAAAGAAUCAAAGAAUAGAGUUUUGGACAUGUUUGCAGAAUCACUUCUCUACGUGCAUAAAUUAUAUAAUAAAGUUUUUGGAGUUAGCCAAAGAAAAGUUUUAGCACACAUGCCUCAUUUAAUAAAUAAAAAAAUUAUGGAAGAUUUACAAAAAAUGUUUCCCAAAGAAUGGACGUUAACAUCGAGUCAUAAAAUAAGAUCUAAAAACGAUAUGCAAUAUGCAUUUUCUUAUUUUUAUUAUAUGGUCGAUCAAAAAAUUCAAAAAACUCCCGGUCAAAUUUUCGACGAGUUUGACACGGAUAAAACCGGAACGUGGUCUGAUAGAGAAAUUCGUACAUUGCUGACAAGGAUUUACGGUGUGCCUUUAAAUUAUCGAGUACUCAUGGAAUUCGAAAGUUUCAUAUUGAAUUGUUCGAAAUAUUACGAGAUUGAAAUCACGAAAAAUAUUAAUAAUAAUUACGAAAGAUAUUCCGAUUCGGUAUUGCCGACCGUUACGAAAGGACUCGUAGAAAAUUGUCCGAAAAUUAUAGAAAUUCUCAAUCAAGAAUUUGGUACGAUACCUAAAUACAAGCAUAAAUUCGUACCGGAAAAAGAUCAGGAUGCAUUAUUUAAAAUGGUCACGUCGAAUUUGAGUAAAGUCGUUGAAAGUUUAGACAUAAUAAGAAGUCAUCCGAAGAAAUUUAUUUGUUUGAAUAAUAACAUGGAUGCAAAUCACGACGAAAAAGAAAAUGAUAUCGUGAGGGCAGUUUUACAAGAUUUUUAUAUUUCUUUAUAUCCUAAACGAUCGAAAUUCGAAUUGAACAGUCAAUAUCGUAAUAGAUUUUUACACGUUGACGAAUUGAAAAAUUGGCAAAAAGAUCGUGAUUUUAUUUAUUUUAUUUUAUUCAUAAUAUUGAUAUUUAUCGGUUUAUCCGCAUUUUAUUUAACUUUUCAAAACGAGGUAUUGAGUUUAUUUAAAAAAAUAACUUCCGUUUUAAAAUUUAAAUUUUUUUACAAAGAUCAUCAUCAUCAUCAUCAUCAUCAUUCGUUUACCGGUUGUGGUAACAGCAGAGGAAUAUCACAAAUUUGA
Molecule: messenger RNA, 2205 nt
Organism: Pediculus humanus corporis (human body louse)
Lineage: Eukaryota; Metazoa; Arthropoda; Insecta; Psocodea; Pediculidae
Exons: 11
Coding region: 1-2205 (734 amino acids)
Biological process (GO): carbohydrate phosphorylation; N-glycan processing to lysosome
Cellular component (GO): Golgi apparatus
Molecular function (GO): UDP-N-acetylglucosamine-lysosomal-enzyme N-acetylglucosaminephosphotransferase activity
Source: RefSeq, a predicted model, not a curated record